AUGGACAGGAAGCGCGGCCGCGAAGACACCCCCCCGGGAGUGGACACGGAUGCUUCCGACACUACCCAGAUCGUCGCUCGACAACCACGCACACGAAAGCCAGUCCCGAAACGCCCGCGACAAGCCCGCGACGGAUCCGAGCAUGCCCAUGUACCCGACAACGCCGACGAGCCCGGAGAUAACGACGAGCCCGAGUCCGAUAAAGAGUUAGAAGGCGACGAGCAAGCAGAAGUUGAGCAAACAGCAAAACGGGUCCCAAAGCUACGAAAGCGAAAGUGCGAUGGUCCGUGUAGCAGGUUGCUGGAAACUAGAAAGUGGUACAAGAUUCCAGGUUCAGCUGAUAAGGGCGCCCGUGAAUGUCAAAAGUGCCAUAAGGCUCGCAAGGGCAAGAAACCACCACCACGAAAGUGCGAUGGCCCGUGUGGCAAGUUGCUGGAAAUUGAAGGUUCAGCUGAUGAGAGCGCCCGCGAAUGUCAAAAGUGCCGUUACGCUCGCAACAAUCCCCUCGUGACUAAAGCUUCGUCAAGGAAGUUUAAGAGAGGAGAUCUCGCGACGGGCAGCCGAGGGACUAGACCUCAUCGCCUGGAUAAAUCUACCGUGGACCCCACUACUGACCUCUCUGCUCCUUACCAAACCUUGGCCGAUGUUUACGAGGAACGGGUCGGUGCGCAGCUGGAUCAGUGGACUACCGCCAUAAACGCUGUGGUGUCUUCAAGCGAUGCUCCCCUCAUUGCAGACGAUGUCGAUGCCGACGACGACGACGACGACAACGAAACCGCCAUGCAGAACCCGAUCGCCCCCUUGCGGCUGCCACUCGCAGACAAACGGAACGCGCAGCUGUCGCAACUCCGGAAUGAGAUGAGGUCUCUCAGUAAAGCCCCGUCGAGAGAUGGUCGCAACUACGUCAGCUCGUUCGUCAGUACCAAGCUGGUGCUGUCGGAGUCAAAGACUAUCGAUGAGUACCGGUAUGAGGUCAAACAAGGAUCAGAACGCCGUUUAAUGGCGGUAGCAUAUGGACCGUCCUACAGCAAGGAUGUCGCGCUGCGCGUUGCUUCCAGUGCAGUUGGCAUUCUCAACUCGUUCCCUGGUGAGCUCGAUCUGGUUUCCACUCCGCUCUUCAAUGGGUCAAAGUUUGUAGCCAUUCCAGCGGCUGGAAACAAGAUCAUCACUGCAUUACUGGAGUUGGAGCUUGAGGGUACCUGGGAUCCUAGCCGUCUACGUCUCCCUACUCCAGAGAUUGACAAGCUCGACCCUUUGAACAACGACAAAUUGAAGGACACGAUCGAAUGGACUUUCUAUGAUCAUUACGGGAACUGCGGAUUCACCCAGGACCCAACCAGCAAAGAGGACAUUCAUAAGACCGGCCUGUACGACCCGAAUGUCGAGCAACUGGAACAAACCGAAGGCCGACUUGAGAACAACCUGCAGACCGAGAAGCUCCUUCGUUGCCUGUCUGCGCACCUCGCGCGCACUACUUUUGUUCGUCUUGAUGACUUCAAGGUAUUUUGCGACAGCUGGAUCUCCAAGAUCGCUACCAACUACUGGCACCGGUACGAUGUCCUACAUCUCUUUGAGACGGCGGCUGGGUUGGUUACCAUCGCACCAGACGAGCGCAUCGAACACCGGUUCCCCGGUCUUCCGAAGUUCCCCAUUCCUUCCAGGGAUUACUCGCGUGCCAUGCCGGUAGUCACCACUAUAGUCAAUGCUUGGCUACGUUCUGGCGACAUCAGAGAAGCAUGGUUAGAAGGAGCUGUGAAAUACGAGGCAGUUUGCUCACAGAUUGUUGCUGGAGAGCCUUCUUCGACUGCAUGCUCGUGCAAUGAAGACAGCCAACACAGUACUGUUCAUCCUUGCGGCAGCUGUCACGGUAUCUUCCUGUGUUCCCGCAUGCAAAAAGGUAUCUUCGCGCCAAAGAUCUGCGCCUCAUGUUUCCAGCUGGAAUCGUCGGAUCCAGCUGCUGCCAUAGACGAACGCGCACUCAAGAUCGCGCUACGCAAUGCAAAGGUUCGAGGGGCAGGGACAAUGUCUGAAGCACUCGAGUCCGUCCGCAAGUUCGUAUGUCGCACUCAAUCUCCCGGCGGGGGUCUCGUAUCAGCGCGGUGGGAAGAUUACAUGACUUCGACUAUGCGAGCCUUCUCCGCUACAGCAACCGCGCACGAUGGCUUCCGAAUAUCAGUAGAUGCGGUGUUUCCCUUUGGUAUUGCAAGUUCCGGCGAAAUUCAUCAUCACGCCCCGUCAAACUUGCGCCUGACAAGCACGGCCUUUAAUUCUGCAAAGGGCAUCCAUCUUCCCGCUAUAAUGGCAGUCAUCAGCGACUACAUAAGAGCAGUCGGUGACGCGGAAGAGGAUACCGCAGAGUCGGGCAACUUGCAUGACCGACUGGAGAGCUUUUCUAAGUCACUAUUUGAGCGUCUGGCUGCAUGUCGCAGGGUUCGCCUCAAAUGCCCAUCUACGAAAGCGCUACGGGAGAAGCAGACUUUGAACGAUGAAGUUUUCAAGGCGAUGCAUGAGCAAUGGGUUUCGGGGAAGCUCGUGGCGAGCGAUCAGCUUGAGGACGCCAAAACGUACAAAAGCAUAGACGCUGUCAAGUGGUCAACAGAAGACUUGACUCGCCUGAAGUUUCUCAUUAACCAGCUUGAAAAGGAGUUUGGUGUUAGUGUUACAAAGAGUACAGACGGUUGCCCGGUGGUUGCUCGCCUUCCAAAGACGUCAACUUCUUCACAGGAAUGGAGUUGGGUCGCAGCGGCCAACUUCUUUUUUCAACGUCUCGAUAGACUCAGGAAGAGAUGCAACAGAUGGGAUGCCACUAUCGAUACGCCGAUCACUCUUUUUGUCGAGUGCAUUUUCCAAAUUUGUGUCGGUUUGUGGGACGAGACGAGACCCAUGAAAGAGAACGCGGUUUGGUCCCUGGAUGAGAAGAAGGCCUACAAGAAGAAGUACGGAGACUUGCUCGGUCUACCCAUCGUCCUCCAGGCAUGGCACCCCCUGUGCUUAUCCAUCGGACACUACCACCACGGGCUACAGAUGCGGACUGGUUGGCCUCCCGACGCCACGGAAAUGUCUCAUCGUAAAGAAGGCGUAGCUAACAUAAGCUUCGAGACAUCCUUUAGCAACCAACUAAAGAGGGCAUAUCCCUCAAGCCAAUACCAGGAGCUUCGUGCAGAAAUGAAGAAGAUCAAUCUAGCCAAGGAGUACUACGACCCGGAUCUAGAGCCUGCGGACUUUGAGAUGCCUGCUUUUGAAGGCGGCGAUGAAGCCGAUAGAGCGGCCGACCUAGAGGAAGCUCUGAUGAGCGCGCUGGGAGAUGGGCCCGUUCCAGGAGCCUUCACUGAAGACGAGGAAGAUGACGCCACAGGUGCGGAUGAUAGCAACGAGCCGUCUCCACCUACCCGAGUUGCGUUGGCCAGAGAAUACGACGAGAUCCAACAGAAUUUCAUUUUCCGCCAUGGUAACGGCACGGCUGAUGUGCCUGGAUCUGAGGACAUCUUCAAAAGCAUGAACAAUGCGGCCAAGAACGGGAACCGAACCGAGUUUGACCGCCAGCGCGUCAAGCUACAGCGCCUUGAGAACCCAUCCCCAGGUUCGUCGGACUCUUCCAGCUCGUCAGGCUCUGACGGGUUCAUCGCUCAGUUUGACAAAGUGGACCAUGUUGAGACAUAUGGCGCCAAACAAAACAAACAUCAAGUCAUUGGCAAGAAAGGCCGAAAGCUAGGUACAGUCACAGCUCGUGAUCGCAACCAGGUCUUGGAUCGUGUUACCUUUUAUAACGCUCCUAGACGAUCUGCUUCAUCGUCAGAAAGCAGUUUGCUGCAGCAGCAGAUGCAUCAGGCCAGCCAUGGUCUCGAUCCAAAACACCCAGAACAAUACGGCGUUGAGCAUGUCGCUCGAAUGUCUACUGUAUCUACGACUGAAUACUUCCUGUGUAACGGUAACGGAUGCGAGAACACCAGAAUUCCGUUGAAGUAUCGCGCAGUUGCGGAUGUUAACGAGUGCAUUUUCUGCAAUCUCGGCUAUCAUAAGCAUGAUCCUGAACGUGUUGGAUGGUGUUUGGGUGGAGAGCAUGGGCACGAGGCUCAACAAAGCAAGCUUGUUGAUGAUGACGGCUAUGACGCGGACACUUGCAAAGACUGCAGUAAGGAUGAAGGAGAGUUUGGCGAUCACAGUAGUGAGGGUGAGGAUGAGGAUGAGGGGAUUGUGGCUGGUACUAAUGAUGAUAAAGCGGAUGGUACUGAGGGUACGGAUGAUAUCAUGACUGACUAG
This is a messenger RNA of Alternaria alternata, 4260 nucleotides long. RefSeq lists its product as hypothetical. The transcript is spliced from 4 exons. Bases 1 to 4260 code for a protein of 1419 amino acids. The record is from RefSeq and is a predicted model, not a curated record. NCBI's taxonomy places the organism in Eukaryota, Fungi, Ascomycota, Dothideomycetes, Pleosporales, Pleosporaceae.